Desarmillaria tabescens is the source of this 1280-nucleotide messenger RNA. Its product is annotated as fumarylacetoacetate hydrolase. Gene Ontology annotation, molecular function: acetylpyruvate hydrolase activity. The transcript has 8 exons. NCBI's taxonomy places the organism in Eukaryota, Fungi, Basidiomycota, Agaricomycetes, Agaricales, Physalacriaceae. Bases 298 to 1206 code for a protein of 302 amino acids. The record is from RefSeq and is a predicted model, not a curated record.
GGUUCGCUUUUGUUUGUGCGGUGAAAGUUCACUUUACAUAAAGCAUCAGUACCGUCUCAGUUCUAGUUUAGCUCAUGAUUGUGUGUAGCAUUCUACUGUAUAUAAUGCAGUUCCCUUCCUUCCGCAUAAUAUUCCGACGGAAUUCUCGUGUUCCUCAGGUGCCCCACCCAACCGGCCCGGACCAAUGAUAGAAACAUAAAGCCGUGAUUGCGGCAAAAUCGCGCCUUUCCAGUCUUUCCCAACUGCGGGCUUCUGACAAACACCUUCCCUCCAGCUCUUACACGAUUGAAAUUAGAAAUGGCACCCAUCAAGACACAAUGGACACGUCUGAUUCGGUUCGUAGCUGUCGAGACUUCACGUGUGCACAUUGGUGAACCUGUGGAUGCCUCUUUGGAUGUGGGCCUGGCUGCCCACGAAGGCAAGACUAUCAAGGCCUAUGAAAUCAUCGGUUCUGCGUUGGACCCUGCCACUCAGGUUUCGAAGAACGUACUUACCGUGAAGCACCUCUUGACACCUCUGGCUGCAGAAGAAGUUAAGGUAGUUCGGUGCUUGGGGCUCAACUAUUCGGACCACGCUCUCGAGGCGAAGAUGGCUAAACCAGUCUACCCGGUUUUGUUCUACAAACCCGUCAACUCUCUCAUCGGGCCUCUGGCGCCCAUCAUUAUUCCACCAGCAGUUCAGCCCUCAAAGGAGCACCAGUCAGACUACGAAGUCGAGUUUACUAUCGUGAUCGGAAAGCCAGCGAAGGACGUGUCAGAGAAAGACGCUCUGGACUAUGUUCUUGCAUACACGGGGGCGAAUGAUGUAUCUUUCCGAAAACACCAAAUGAUCGUGUCACAAUGGGGCUUCUCCAAAAGCUUUGAUAACACGAAUCCAUUGGGACCUUGUCUGGUCUCUGCAUCGGCAAUCCCUGACCCUCAGGCAGUGCCUCUCAAGUCUGUUCUAAAUGGAACGCUCGUACAAAACGGAACAACGGCCGAUCAGAUCUUCAAUGUCAGGCAGACAAUUGCUCACUUAUCUCAAGGCACUACGCUGGAGCCUGGCUCGAUUAUCUUGACAGGUACACCUGCUGGUGUUGGCUUUGUCCGCAAACCACCCUUGUACCUCAAGGAUGGCGACAACAUUUCGGUGUGGGUAGGAAAUGGUAUUGGUACACUAGUUAACGAUGUGCAGGAGGAGAAGGCGCCAGUCAAAGCAAAGCUGUAAUAAUCCACACACCCAAUAACAUGUAUCGCGAGAGCUUAACGAAUGAAAAAUCCCUGAAAUUUUGAUAGGCUUCG